GCCUGUAUGUAGGUUACGGUCCUCGGUCAAGUUUCGGUCAGAAUGUGAAGCACUGAAAAAAUAGGUUUUAGCCGGGCGUCAACUGCAGCGACACCUUCGUCCAAAAACUAGAAAAACAAUGGGCAACAAAUCGCACAAAGGAACUGUGAUUUCAGCUGGACCAGGAGGCAGUCAGCAGGCACAGGGAACAGCAGUGCAACAGCGACCAUAUCUUGGAUCACAAUGUCAGUACUACUUCCUGGAGAUGUCAGUGCCCUUUCGGCAGAAUGUAUUACAAUUUACACAUGGUCAUAAUAUGAUCAGUACCAACAUAGACAGCUACUACCCUGCUCUAGCACAACCAUAUCAGCAGGGCUGGAGAAUGACAACAUUCUACAGGAUACCAGGAGUGGCUCAGCAGCAAGGACUUUUUAGUACAGCAGUAAAUGUACCUUUCCAAGGAAUAUUUGUCAGGCUAGCCAGUGAUCCAGUGUUUUGUAGUGAACAGUAUCAGCUGAAAGUGGAGAAGUCUAUCAUGCUUAUGACAGGUUUUAGAGAAGGUAUCCUAUCAUUGACGGGGCCACAGGGUGUCCAGGGUGAUAUGUCAGAUAUCCAGAUGAAGAUAGCUCAGAACACUCAGCAUGGUGGCAGGCUAGUAUGUGUUGAGAUGUCAGGACAGUAUGUGACACAGGGAAUGGGAGCAACUAUGAUGGGAGUGCCUCCAGGUAUAGGGGUUGAUGUGUUCUUUAAUAUGCCUCUCCAUCCCAACCCAAGGCAGUACAUAUAUCAAGCAGUCAACGUACCAAUUAUGGUGGACGUCACAAGUUUCUCCAGAGAUGUUCAAGUCCAGUGCAAUUGGGCUCUCCAUUUUGACACAUUCUUGCAUCAAGGCUGGCGAUUGGUGGAAAUAUUUUUGGAUCAUUCUUACAUGCAUUCUGGCGCUGUUCAUACAUCACACACCAUGAACUCAGUGUGGUUCUUUGAAAAGCCUGCUGAUACUAUGAAUGAUCCAACCCCAGUCUAUGAGGGGACAGUGAUGGAGUUUCAGCAUGAAAUCACAACUGAUAUAGGAGGAACUCACGGAGAAGCUGGAUGGAACCCAGUUGUACAGAACAUGGGAGCCAGCGGCUGGGAGCUGGCAUGUAUUCUGGAUACUCCAGAAGUAUGGACAACAGGUGUUGGCAGGUACAAGACCAUGAGGUUGAUGCUAUUUUUUCAGAGGAGAAUAAUCCGCUAGUCCCAUGUGGUUUAAGGCCAACUUCUCCUGGUUCUACUGUACCCCUGUUGCAGAGAGUACCAAACAAUGAUGAUUUGAAUACACUGUAGGGUGUUUAACAAAAUAAGAGGUGUUUUUUGUAAAAUGGUGCAAUGCAUAUAAAUUAAUAUGCUGUUAUGGUGUGGAAAUCUCUUUUCGAAUGGAUAAAGAAAGAUUUGUAAUGUUUAAUGUUUUUUUUUUUCUUUUUAAUACCUUGCAUGUUUUCAAUAUACAAAUGGUACAAAUAGCGCAUGUUAACCUUUUACAUAGUUUAUAUUGACAUAUACGGUUAAUUUUAUUGGUCUGCAAUGGUUUCUCAUUUAAGACAUUAUUAUAAUAUAAUGUAUGUUCUCUUUUUAUAAAUACACAUUGGCAUUUAGAGUUGUUACCUUUUAACAAAGUUUCUUAAUUUUAGAAACAUUUUAUUUUAUAACAAAAAGAGUGAGAAAAAUCAAUAUGACAAACGAUGUAUAUGGGUCAUUCAGAACAGAAGAUCCGAGGAUCAAAUAUGGCGAACUCUACAUGAAAGAAGUGCCGACUAAUCUGCUGAUGGUCUCCCCGCCUCCACAUGUGCCAUCCUUGCAGUGGUCUAGCAAUUAAACCUCGGAGCCAUGAUUUAAUCCGUUUAAUGGUGCGUGUGAAGGCUGGAAGACCAUCAGCAGAUUAAAAAUUAAACCAAGAUCAUACUUUUAGGGAUCAUUUCUAUAGUAAAGUCUUGCAUAUUCGUGGAUCAGAAGAUGCUCGGAUAUUCUGUUCUGAAUGGCCACAAACACACACAUAUCUUCAUAUUUCUCUGAACAAUAAAUGUUUUUAUACAUAGAACA
Lingula anatina is the source of this 2058-nucleotide messenger RNA. RefSeq lists its product as uncharacterized. NCBI's taxonomy places the organism in Eukaryota, Metazoa, Brachiopoda, Lingulata, Lingulida, Lingulidae. The record is from RefSeq and is a predicted model, not a curated record.